AUGUCUUUCAAUUCAUCUGACACCCCUUCUUCGCUAUAUUCACUGGUAGAUGAACACGCUGGUGGUUUGCUUGCUCCAUGGAUCAAAUAUUCGCGCUCAUCUGGCGAUUAUAGUAUCCUGGAGGAGUACCUCGACACUGCAGUCAAGUCUUAUCUGUACAAUGGAGGAAAGGGAAAGCUUGUCUCAAUUUCUGAGCUAGUAAAAAGAAGAAACAAGCAGAGAAAUGCACAGCUUGGUGCGUUACGGAGAAAGAAGGGCAGAGGCAAAAGUGGACCUAACAUACUGGAUGACAUCAAUCAGGACAUCUUGGAUGCUGGAGAUUUUCUCAAAGCCUUGAAAAUUCUUGACGGUGCGAGUAUGCGAGGCAUGAGAGCAUUCAAAUACAGGGAACUUGUGUGGGAUAUCGAACAGCGAGGCAAGAUGGGUGAGAACCUACUGCAUAUCUGUGUACUGCAUAACACUGCUGAUAUGAACGAUCUCGCGAAGCAAAUCGUGAUCCGUUUUCCAAAGAUCAUCAAUGACAUUUUCAUCUCCGAGGAUUACUAUGGACUUUCUCCUCUCCAUCAAGCAAUAGUGAAUGAAGAUGUUGAAAUGGUUUACUUCUUAUGCAAGAAAGGGGCCGAUGUGCAUCAGCGCUGCUAUGGUUCCUUCUUUUGCGCUGAUGAUCAGAAAGCAUCUCGAACGGAUUCAUUGGAGCAUGAAUGGGUGGAUCUUGUGGAGAAUACGAGAUACACUGGUCAGAUGUACUGGGGUGAGCUGCCGCUUUCAUUUGCUGCUUGCACUAACAAUCAGGACUGCUUCCGACUGCUCAGAGCUUUCAAAGCCGAUCCCAACAUGACAGACACUAAUGGAAAUGCUGUAGUACAUAUGACCGUCAUACAUGAUCUACCUGAAAUGUUCAGCUUGGCAUAUAGCAGCGGAGCAUCGCUGAGCUUGCGGAAUAAUUUGGAGCUGACUCCUUUGGCACUAGCAGCACGUUUGGCUAACAAAAGGAUGUUCUCUCUGAUUCUUGAAAGUGAAAUGGAUAUUGUCUGGAGAUAUGGAGAUAUUGUCUGCAAAGCAUAUCCACUGCUGGAGAUUGACACCAUCAGGGAAGAAGAUGGAGGACUGAAUCCAAAUUCUGUUCUUGCCAAUGUUGUCUAUGGGGGUAAAAGCAGCCAUCUCGAAUUUUUCGAUGGACUGUUGGAGGAAUUGCUUGAGAGGAAGUGGGAGACAUUCGCAAAACGGAGGCUUUUCCAAUCGCUCUUCGGUUAUCUAUUUUUUCUGCUCGUAUUCUAUAUAGCAUUCAUGACCCGCGAUGUAUACGAAUCGUAUCUGCCGGACAAUGAAAUCGCAUCCGCAAACAGCUCCAACCAUGUUAUCGUGACAGUGCAACAUUUGUCGUAUCUCGACAGUGGACGCUACGAAAUGUUACAAGGACAGUGCCAUCUCUGGAAGUACUCAGGCAGCUGGAAACGACUGGUGCGUUUCUUCUGCGAAAUGCUUACGUUACUGUCAGUCGUAAUCAGAACAUCAAAGGACAUAGUCGACAUGCAACAAAUAGGAUUGAGACGAUGGUGGAUUGCCAUUAGCGCUUUUCCCGAGAAAGUACUGCACAAAGCUUCGCAAGUGGUUCUGCUGAUGAUUGUACCAAUUCGUACCGCCUGCUUUAUACAUCCAGUUAUGCUUCUGCUCGACAAUGUAAUGACCAUAGCCGUGGUUCUAAUGACCACAAUGCACUUCUUAUUUUAUUGCAGGGGAAUGAAAUUUGUUGGUCCAUUCGUUUUGAUGGUUUACAAAAUCAUCAUCGGCGACAUGUUACGUUUUCUGCUGAUCUAUUCAGUUUUCGUACUGGGAUUCGCGCAAGGGACUUUCUAUGUAAUUUUUCAUUCAUGCGAAAUGGCAGAAACAGACUACAGAAAGAAAAAUGGACUAAGCAAAGAUGAUGACUAUAAAGGAAAAUUCGAGAAUAUCAUGUACCCACCGAAUGAAGCUCUAAUGCGCAUGAUCAUCAUGAGUGUAGGAGAAUUUGGUGCAGUAUACAAGAAUCUUAAUGAUUGUAAGAGUCGUGUUGCUCUUCAGGGAAAGAUUUUAUUCACUGUCUAUGAGCUACUGGUCACUCUGAUGCUUCUGAAUCUGCUAAUUGCGAUGAUGACGAGAACGUAUGAGAAAAUAGCUGAGACUGAGAAAGAAUGGAAACGGCAGUGGGCCAAAGUGAUCUUGAUGCUGGAGCAAUCGCUAACGAAUGCUGAGCGACUCAUGGCAAUGUACAGCUAUUCCCGACCGCUUGGAAGCGACAAAGCUCGACGUGCUUUUGUUGUUCGGCUCAAGUCUGAUCACAAGUUGGUGAUCCCCGAGAAGAUCGAGUAUAUCCGAGAGAAACCCAUAAUACGCCUAUCGCAGAGUCAUUUGCAUGUGGUCGGCCCGCUUCCACGUUUGUCACAUCCGCGCAUGUCACAGUGAUCUCAAGCAGUGCUUGGCAAUGUACAAAACUUUCGGAAACUAC
Messenger RNA from Cylicocyclus nassatus, 2485 nucleotides. The record is from the annotation of a GenBank genome assembly. Lineage: Eukaryota; Metazoa; Nematoda; Chromadorea; Rhabditida; Strongylidae.